AUGGGGGAUUUUAAUUGUGUUCUAAGGAUUGAAGAAAAGAAGGGAGGUGUUGUUCCUAGAACUUCUUCUAUGAAUGACUUUAGUGAUUGGUUGGAUGAUAGUGGCCUCUUUGAGGAGGAUGUUUUAGGGUGUACUUUCACUUGGCAUAAUCGUCAAUAUGGUCCUACAAGAAUUAUUAGCAAGUUGGAUCGUGCAAUUAUUAAUAAUGAAUUAUUACAUCAGUUCGAGAAUUGGAGGUGUAAAGCUCUUCUUAGGGAAGUGGCCAUGAAAUUAUGGAACCAACAUGUUUUUGGUAAUGUGAAUUCUAGGCUUAAACAAGAUCAGGUGACUUAUGAAGCUGCCAUGAGACUUUCUGAUGAUGAUCCUACAAACGAGGUCAAGCUGAAUAGAAUGAAAGAUGUGGGACCCAUGCUUCAAAACACUCGUAUGAAGGUUGCAACUAUGCUUAAACAAAAGGCUAGAAAUAAUUGGUUGACAGAUGGAGCUACAAAUCCUAGUUUUUUUCAUAAUAGUAUUCGUAUUCGGAGAAGUAAUAACACUAUUUCUGAAUUGGUAGGUGACAAUGGCGAAACUAUUACAGAUUAUGAGCAACUAAAAACGCAUAUAAUGGGGUUUUAUGAGGAUAAAUUCAAUGGGGAUGAUUCUGUUUUGGAGGAACAAAUUUUUGAUGUAGGUCAUGAAGUUAUUUCUCAAGAGGAGAGUCAAACCAUUGAUAGUAUUCCUUCAUAUGAGGAGAUCAAAACAACAGAAAAAUUCAUUCUGAAUGGUAUUAAUUCAAGCAUGCUGGUGCUUUUUCCUAAAGUUAGAGGUGCUAAUUCUCUAAAGGAUUUUUGUCCAAUUGGUCUUAGCAAUUUUUUCUUCAAAAUUUUCACUAAAAUCUUAGCUACAAGAUUGGGGGAAGUUUUGGGAAGGAUUGUUUAUGAGGAGCAAGUAGCUUUCAUGAAGGGUAUGAGUAUUCACAAGAAUAUCAUCUUAGCUUCGAAGAUGAUUAAUGAAUUGCAUAUUAAGAGAAAGUUUGGGUACGUGUGUCUCAAACUUGACAUUACUCGAGCUUUCGAUACAGUGAGCUGGAAUUUUAUUUUAGAAGUGUUUCGAAGGUAUAGUUUUUCAAAAAAUUGGUGCUCUUGGAUUUGGAAAAUUCCGAUUUCUGCUAGGAUUUCAGUUCUUGUUAAUGGGAGUCAGGAGGGUUAUUUCACAAUUAAUAGAGGGUUGAGUCAAGGUGAUUCUUUAUCUCCUCUUGUUUUUGUUUUGAUUGAAGAUAUUUUUAGUCGAAACAUAACUAAGCUUUUCAAGGAAGGUAACAUGAAAAGUUUGAGAAACUUGGUUGAUUUACUUGGUUCGUAUCAUCGUGUUUCUGGUCAAACUUUGAGUAGGCUAAAGAGCAAGGUUUAUUAUGGUGGUGGUUCUUCAAAUAGAAGACGUACCAUUGCUGAUUUCUUAGGGAUGAGUAUUGCUACUUUUUCCGGAUAG
Messenger RNA from Papaver somniferum (opium poppy), 1470 nucleotides. RefSeq lists its product as uncharacterized. Lineage: Eukaryota; Viridiplantae; Streptophyta; Magnoliopsida; Ranunculales; Papaveraceae. The coding region runs from base 1 to 1470 and encodes 489 amino acids. The transcript is spliced from 4 exons. The record is from RefSeq and is a predicted model, not a curated record.